CUCUCUCUCUCUCUCUCUAAAUUAUUCAAUCUCAAUUCCAUUCUCAGUUCUCGGCUCUCGCUAUAUCUUGCUAACGUUCACUCUCUCGCGGCCGCCAACGAUGCCGUAUUGCGACGUCGGAACGAAUCAAGCGACCGCCGACGACCGCCUAAACAAUGAGAUUAAGAUAUUUUAUAGAACUUACGGCCAUGGACCUACUAAAGUUCUCCUCAUCAUAGGAUUGGCCGGGACACAUGACUCGUGGGGCCCUCAAAUCAAGGGGCUGACGGGUACCGUCUUGCCCAACGAGGAUGACUCCGGCGACUCCGAUUGGAAUUCAGCUGAUCAGCGGUGCGGAGAUGACAAUGAGAGUGGUGGUCGUAUCGAGGUUUGCGCAUUUGAUAACCGUGGUAUGGGUCGGAGCUCCGUACCUACCAAAAAGUCCGCCUAUACAACAAAGAUCAUGGCAAAGGAUGCAGUUGCUUUAUUGGAUCAUUUGGGAUGGAGGAAAGCCCAUGUUUUUGGGCAUUCAAUGGGAGCUAUGAUAGCAUGCAAGCUAGCAGCGAUGGUGCCUGAUAGAGUUCUCUCGUUAGCAUUGCUCAAUGUAACGGGGGGAGGUUUUGAAUGCUUUCCAAAGUUUAAUCGACAAACAUUCUCCAUUGCUUACCGUUUCUUAAAAGCAAAGACUCCUGAACUUAGAGCUGCUGUUGACUUGGAUACCCACUACUCACAGGAAUACCUUGAGGAAUAUGUUGGAACAGAAAAGAGGAGAACGAUCUUAUAUCAGCGGGAUCUCUUUCAGCAAUACGUGAAAGGUAUAUCAGCUACUGGGAUGCAAUCAAAUUAUGGUUUUGAGGGCCAGGUCAAUGCCUGCUGGAGACAUCAAAUGACUCGAUCUGAGAUUGAAUCGAUAAAAUCUGCGGGUUUUCUUGUUUCAGUCAUACAUGGCAGGUUUGAUGUAAUUGCUCAGAUAUACUAUGCAAGAAGAUUAGCAGAGAGGCUGUACCCAAUGGCUAGAAUGGUAGACCUGUUUGGAGGUCAUUUAGUAAGUCAUGAGAGAACCGAAGAGGUCAAUCAGGCACUUCUUGACUUGAUCAAGGCAUCAGAAGUAAAGAUGAGACCAGAAGGCUGGACUAAUUUGCCUAAGAAAACUGCUUGGUGGACAGAGAGAAGGACGUUAGUUUUUAGUCCAAAUAUUCAGGGUGGAAGCGUCUCCUUAAAGUGCUUCGUCUUAGAAAAACUGCAUCUCUUUCUUAUAUUUCUCGUUGGUCUGCUCCUUUUGGUAUUUGAGUAUGGAAAAAAACUUCUAAAAAGUGUCGUAAAGCCAGUUCGAGUUGCAAGCCCCCCCUCCUAUGUUGAGGGUCAAUAACCCGUUCCUUUUUAUUCUGACGGGUAAUUAAUCCAACAUCAGUCAUCCCCAUAAGACAUCGCAGAUUAAUAUACAUGUAACCAGCAAAAAGAAGGCUCGUGUAAUGCAGCGAUGUCGUUUUCCAAGUUUUAUUAGAGGGGAAAAAAGGAAGGUUUUCUGAAGUUUCAAUGGCCAGGGUUAGAGGGAAUCCUUCCAGGAUGACACUAACAUAUUCUUUCAUUUGUUACAUGGCUAGUUCCUUCGGCUCUGUAUGCAGAUGAGGUGAAAAACAAGACUGGAUGACCUACUUUCUCUUCGUACAAUACUUGCAUAAUACAACAAAACAUGUCUGAGUGUCUCGAAA
Prosopis cineraria is the source of this 1691-nucleotide messenger RNA. RefSeq lists its product as uncharacterized. The record is from RefSeq and is a predicted model, not a curated record. Lineage: Eukaryota; Viridiplantae; Streptophyta; Magnoliopsida; Fabales; Fabaceae. The coding region runs from base 101 to 1348 and encodes 415 amino acids. The transcript has 11 exons.